This is a messenger RNA of Osmia lignaria (orchard mason bee), 541 nucleotides long. Its product is annotated as Threonyl-carbamoyl synthesis 6. Gene Ontology annotation, cellular component: EKC/KEOPS complex. The record is from RefSeq and is a predicted model, not a curated record. NCBI's taxonomy places the organism in Eukaryota, Metazoa, Arthropoda, Insecta, Hymenoptera, Megachilidae.
AUCCUGUAUCAACACGUGCAAAAUGAUGUAAAUAUUUAUGAAUUAAUAGGUAUAUUGUUACUGUUAUGACAACAGCACAGGAAAUAUAUUGAUGUGAAUUAAUUAAGAGAUCAUUAUUGUAAUGUCAUGAGUACUUUAAGUGUAAAUUUGUCUAUACCUUUCCCAUCAGCAAGAGAAGCAGAAAUUGCUUAUCAAGUACUUAGAGUUGAUCAAGAGCCUUCAAGAGGUGGUAGUACCAAAGAUUUGACAUUAAAAAAUAAUAUUUUACAAGUAUUAAUAUCCGGAACUGAGGCUCGAAAGGUCAGAGUGGCAUUAACAUCAUUUUUUGAUAGUUUAAUUUUAGUAACAGAAACUAUGCAGCAGUUUGGACCACCUGAAUCAAGUUUUAAUUAUUAUUAAGUUUAACAUAUUGGCCAUCCAAAUAUUGGGCUGUAGCAAUUCCAGUUUGGGCCUUAACUGCUCUUGCUACAUUUGCAUUUAUUGUUUACCCAGCUAUCAAUUUAUCAAUGACUCCAGAUAUAGAUGAUAUUAGAACUAUUAC